Messenger RNA from Mollisia scopiformis, 2066 nucleotides. RefSeq lists its product as uncharacterized. The coding region runs from base 133 to 1923 and encodes 596 amino acids. The record is from RefSeq and is a predicted model, not a curated record. The transcript has 2 exons. NCBI's taxonomy places the organism in Eukaryota, Fungi, Ascomycota, Leotiomycetes, Helotiales, Mollisiaceae.
CGUCACUCUAUCCUAAAGAAUGUACCUCCGGGUGCUGUCUGCUUUCGUCUCAAUAAUCUUGGGCUGUUCAAGUGUCUAGUCGGGAUAUCGGUGUUUACUGGAUCGGCCGCUUCGUUUGGUUACUUGACGUGAAUGAAAACAACUCCACAUCCCACAACACUUUCAUGUUCUGAGAAGCUUCAAUUCGAUACUUCUGGAACUCUCAAAAGUUUAUCUCACCCAAAGCAAAUUUUACAAGUAAUACUUGUAUCCAAGGCGAGAUCGGUUUCAAUGGCAGAUUUCUGGACUGAAAGUGGUCUGGUAUCUCCAGGCUUCUUUGCCUGCUUGAAGACGAAUCAUGGCAACUACUGUACUAUCAUCAAAGGCAACGACAGCGCGCUCAUCGUUGGAGUCUCGUUCGAGUCCAUCAAAGACCGGGAGAAUCCAUGUAUCAUCGUGAUCCUUGGGGCUGAGCGAGAUCUCAAAGGUGAAGGGGACUUAACCCAACCGUCAUACCACCAUUUACACUGCAAAAUCCCACUGGCCAGUCUCAAUGUCCAAUCGAUACACAUUGCGGUCAUCGACAAGAAAAACAAGUUGUUCGAGCAUUACACCCACUUCAACCAAGUCGAUAAUGACGAUACUGCUACUACGGCUCCAGAGCUGUUCUCCCUCUCAUUCACCACAAGCUCUAUCAUGGUAGAUUCGCAACAUGCCGGAUUCCCGCAAUUCAAAAUCCCAACUUUGGGUCGGAAAAUCCAAGAGUUUGCCCUCCAGGCACAGAGUACGACGUCGAGCAAGCCUGUCAACCUGGGAUUGCUACUUUGCAGUCGUGACCCUGAAACCGUCUUGGUAAAUAUCCAGGAGCUUGGGGAUGUUCUUCGUGGCUUGGAUAACAAAAACGAGAGGAAAGUACCUAGGCGCUCGUUUUCUCCUGAUCGUGGUCGUGAUGGACGAACCCUCCGUGAUCGCUACGAAGAAAGCAAUGUCCAAGAAGUUGCGUCGUCACCCUUUGUGGCAUCGCCAGGCAAGGAGAACUGUUCCAGCACCGCCUCACCAGCUGUCGAAAAGGGACAUGUUAGAGCACCCUCUUUGGCCGAGACAUUUGUACCGACAUGUUCGCCUGAGCAAAUCGACAUACUUGGUUACAUGAAAGACAUUACAGCUAUGAUUCGAGAUUCGAGGGUUACAGAUUCGAUGGACAAGAUGAAAGUACUACGGAAUGAUGCUCGAACCCCACCAACUCAAUCCUAUACUCUGACCACAAUUCCACGCAUCAAAGUUGGAGAGGGUUCUGAACCUACUGAACUGUCUCCGAUGGACCGAGAUUGUGAUUUCGUCCUCGUUAGCUCUCCACCUGCUGCUCCUGGCUCCCAACAAGAUACCGUAUCCCAAGACCAAACCGUAUUUGACGAUACGACACCUAAUAAGAAAGCCCGCUUCCGCCCAAUCCGUCCCAAACCAGCAGCUUUUCCACCCCGGUGCUCGUCAAUCCAAAACUCUCACGUCGUCGAUCCAGACACUACCACAGUCUUCUCCUCAUUCGAUUUCGGCUUCAACAAUCGUGAAACGAAGAACACCACUCCAACCCCAUCUGGUCGACUCUCAGCAAACCCUGUCCGAUUCACCAAUUCCGACGCGACUUUGCAUGAACCGUCACCCACCCGUCCCGCCACACUCCUGGAGCAACUGCAAAGCCAAAGAGAACUGCUUCACACUAGCUCGCCAUUGAGUAAUGCUGAUGAUAUCCAGUUCGCGCGUCUCCUGAAGAACGGAUUGCCGCCCCUUAGUCCUGCGUACGUCGAGAAGGAGGUGAAGGUUCAGGAUCUGAUUGAUCUUUCGAGCAAGGUGUUGGAUUUGGAGAAGGAUGAUCCAAGAAUUGCACCCGUUCUGUCGGUCAUCAAUAAGGUUCUUGAGAAGUUGUUUUCUGGCGAGGCAAUUUGAGGAUGGCUGUUGCAGGCUGGUUUGUAAGUUCAGGGUAGGAUCGUCGAUUAUCGGGCGUUGGUAUGGAGGUUGCUUUCGAUCUUGUAUGUGUCAUGGUCUAAGUUGUAUAGAAUACGUGUAUGGAUAGCAUGUCGAUAGUAAAU